CCGUCAUGGCUACCAAAACACGAGCUUUACGCCAUACACACCGAUCCGCCGCCCGCUUCCGUUCAGAAGAGCCGAACACUCUACCACGGUCCUGGAUAUCGCCUAAGACGCUGCCCUCGGAACUAUUUACACUCCGGAACGGUCUGAUUUGUGCCUAACAUCGCCUAGGUGCUCCAGUUCCCUUCACAUUGAUGCUUUGUGCACUUGCCUUUUCCGCAACACCCGGGAACUCAAAUGCAACGAUCACCGAGCCGGAUGCGUUCGGUGUCAUCCGUUCUAAUGGAACGCUAAAUAUUCAGGUGGAGUAAAUGUGCCGCAGAGGCACCUAUAAAAUCCGUUCCUCCAGCUGGUCAGCGCUGAACGCGUGUGGAGAUUGUUUGUAACUGUCACAUUGUAUCAUUCUCGUUAGAACGCUUAAUUGUUAGAGUUUAACCCUAGUGGAAUGAGCAUAUUGUGUUCAGAACGUUUCAUUCUUACAUUUAACAGCUCAAAAUGAGCCUUGUGUUUAUAAGGUUUGUUACAUUUAACAAUGCAGAACGAGUACUCAUAGUUUAGAACGUUUGUUUGUUACAUUUUAACAACAUAGAAUGAUACAUUUUGUGUUUAGAACAUUUAAUGGUUACAUUUUAACAGCGCUUAAUGGGCGUCGUUGUGUCUAGAACGUUUAAUUUUUACUUCUCAAAAGCGCGAAAUGAGGGUAGUUGUGUUUAGAACGAUAAUUUGCUACAUUUUAACAGCACAGAAUGCCUAUUAGUAUAGAACGUGUAAUUGUUACGAUUUAACGGCAGAGAAUGACCAUUGUUGGUUUAGAACGUUUAAUUGUUACAUUUGAAAAGCGCUUAAUGAGUGUGGUCAUGUUUUGAACGUUUAUUUUUUACUUUUUAAUAGCGCGGAAUGAGCGUUGUUGUGUUUAGAACAAUUACUUGUUACAUUUGAACAGCAUAGAAUGCGAAUGGAUAGUUUAGAACGUUUGAUUGUUACAUUUCACCGCACAGAAUGAGUAUUGAUGGUUUGGAACGUUUAAUUGUAACUGUAACAGCUGGAGAAGUGAACGGAGCAGCCCACCGGGGUCUGGCUUAAAUAUUAAACAAAUGACAGAGGAGGAGUCGGUGCACAUAAAGGGAUGUGAACGGAGCUUUGGACUCAUUGUGUUCGUUUCUCAGAAAGGACUUUUGCUGGAAGUCCUGUGGCGUUAUCAUUACGAGUGUACUCUCAUAACAGGAUUUGGGCAUUAUCGAUCGGAUUAUGAGUGAUCAUCCAUGCAAAGCUCUGUCCACGCGCGUGAAGAGAUUGUGUAGCGUCCACUUGGUUGGCUUUUUCUUACAAAUCUUUGAAAAACUCUAGAGGGGAUUCAUUUUUUAUUCUUUUGAUUCACACAUUCGGACGCAUAUGAUAAACGAGUUCUAUAGGAACGGCAUUUGCAUCCGCUCCGUAUAGGAUGCACUCCGAAAGCAAUGAGAACACUGCAGAAGGAGGUAGUCUGGAGGAAUCGACUCCUGAACCGCAAGCUGGACAGAAUGAACAGUCCUCUCCCUCCACCAUGGAGCCAAACCCAGAGACAGAGCAAUACGAGGAACCGGAGCAUAAAAUCGCGCCGGAUGAUAGCACGGUGCAGCUGAUACAGACAGGCAAGCGUCCGGCGACGCCGCCCGCCCCCACCGCGGAACACCCGGGACCCGCUUUCGUGCCGCCCGAGGGCGGGUUCGGCUGGGUUGUAGUGUUCGCCGCUACUUGGUGCAACGGCUCGAUUUUCGGGAUACAGAAUUCAUUCGGUAUUCUGCACAUGAUGCUGCUGAAGGACCACGAAGACCUCACGGACCAGACGUCUCAGUUUAAAGUGGCAUGGGUCGGAGCGUUGGCAAUGGGGAUGAUAUUUUUCUGUUCUCCUGUGGUCAGUAUGUUUACCGAUCAUUUCGGCUGCAGAAAGACGGCCGUCUGCGGAGCAUUUGUGGCCUUCAUUGGUCUUCUCACCAGUUCCUUUGCAAUCACACUGGGUCUUCGAUACUUCACAUAUGGAAUACUGUUCGGCUGUGGCUCGUCGUUUGCAUUUCAGCCUUCUCUGGUGAUCCUGGGGCAUUAUUUCCGGCAAAGACUGGGGCUCGCCAACGGCGUGGUGACGGCGGGCAGCAGCCUCUUCUCUAUGGGGCUUCCUGUGCUGCUUAAGAAAGUGGUGGGACCUCUGGGCCUCGCUAGAACAUUCCAGGUCCUCAGUAUCUUCAUGCUGGUCCAGUCGCUGCUAGCCCUCACCUUCCGCCCGCUAAUGCCCAGUGGAAUGUGUCCGAUGCCAGGCAUGGGUAUGGAGGGAGGUCCCCCGUCUGGCUUGGAGUCAGCGAGCAAGUGGCAGAGGUGCCUGGUGAAAGUGAGGAAGUACUUUAAUGUACGUGUGUUCAGCGUGUUGACCUAUCGGGUGUGGGCUUUCGGCGUCGCCACGGCGGUGCUGGGAUAUUUUGUGCCGUACGUACACCUGAUGAAUUUUGUGAAGGAGCAGUUUGGAGACACUCAGAGGGAGUGGGUUCUGCUCGUGUGUAUAGGAGCGUCGUCUGGGGUCGGUCGACUGCUGUUUGGGAAGGUUGGAGACCUCAUACCAGGAGUGCAGAAAAUCUACAUGCAGGUGGCCUCAUUCAUACUGCUAGGCCUGAUGUCCAUGCUUAUACCUCAGUGUGCUGUGUUUGAAGGUCUUGUGGUAGUUUUCGUGUUAAUGGGUCUUUGUGAUGGCUGUUUCAUCACUAUCAUGGCCCCCAUUGCCUUUGAAUUGGUAGGGCCCAUGCAGGCAUCUCAAGCUAUUGGCUACCUCCUCGGCCUCAUGGCCAUACCAAUGACAGCUGGACCACCAAUCGCAGGACUUCUUCACGACUAUUUUGGCAACUACCACGUGGCGUUUUAUCUGGCUGGUGUCCCGCCGGUGGUUGGGGGUAUCGUAAUGUUUUUUGUACCUCUGGUGCAUUGGCGCAUGCAAAGAAGGCGAAAAGAGGCAAACGACCCGAGUAUGGACAAGAUGUUGACAAACUGCUCAAAUGGAGACAUGCUGCCGGGAUACACCGACAUGGAGACACACAUAUGAAGCCCACUGCCAAACAAAGGGAUUAAUCUCACCAGCACUGCUCUUGGUGUGUGUGUGUGUGUGUGUGUGUGUGUGUGUGUGUGUGUGUGAGAGAGAGAGAGAGAGAGAGAGAUGGUGUAUGAUGUUUGAUUUGUUUGGCUCUAUUCAAAUACGUGGUCUCGAGGCUUUCUCCCCCUUGUCUUCUCUUCUGGAAAAAAGACCUUCUUCUAUCAAAGACUAUAAACCCUGUCAUUUUCGCCGGCUCCUGAAUGAUUAAAGAACUUUCACAGGCUGGUUUGCGUUGAAAUCACCACCAACUCCAGCUGGUGUUCCUCACAGGGAGCUGAGCGGAAAAAGACAGCUGAACGCAGACCCCAGGUGGUGCCGGAACGCGGCCCCCAGUAAAACCAGGAAAGUGAAUACUUUAUCACCUUUUAAAAUGACACGAAUACUUUGUAUUAAUUUGUUGCAAAAGAGAAGCGUGCAUUUCCAGCACAAUAAAAGUGCUGUUUUAAAGAUUUAUUAAAAUUACACUUAAUAAAUCUUUAUUUCCAUUUAUUUUGUGCUAGAUUAUACAAAUCAGACUUGUAUGAUUUAGAUGUUUCCAAAAUAAGAAUUUCUUUUUCACUUUACACUUUGAAUUUGAUUUUAAAGCUGAGGUAUGUAAUGUUUUUAUGUCAAAAUACUUUCUCCUAUCCCAAACUAAAGGAAUAUUCCGGGUUCAAUACAAGUUAAGCUCAAUCAAGCCAGCAUUUGUGGCAUAAUUACCACAAAAAAUUAUUUUGACUCGUUCCUCCUUUUCUUUAAAAAAAAGCAAAAAUCAAAGUCACAGUGAGGCACUUACAAUGGAAGUCAAUGGGGCCAAUUUUUUACCACUAAAAUAUUCACUGUUUCAAAAGUAUAGACACAAGACAUAAAGGAUAUGCGUGUAAACAUGAUUUUAGUGUGAUAAAAUCACUUACCUUUUCUGUGUAAAUUUGUAGCCAAUUUUACAACUUCGUUGCCAUGACGAUGCAAUAUCAACAAACCCUAAAUCUCUAAACCGACUGUAAAAAUGACAAUUUCAACAACUUUACAUCUUAAAUAAUACACGAGUUUUAACAAAAGAAUUAAUGUAAGUGCUUUUAUAAAAUUAUAGGCUUCACAUUUCUGCCUUUAAACCCUCCAAACAUUGGCCCCAUUGACUUCCAUUGUAAGUGCCUCACUGUAACCUCCAUUUUUUAUUUUUUAUUUUUAUUUUUUUUAAAGAAAAGGAGGGACAAGUCUAAAUUAAUUUGUGUCGUAAUCAACAUUAUGCCACAAAUGCUGUCGAUUGAGCUUUACUGUAUUGAACCCGGAAUAUUCCUUUAAUAUGCAGAGACAGCUGUGAGAUAUUUGUAGGUGGAUUUCCCAGAAAAGCAUAAACGCUGUUGCGCUUUUAAAUCAUUGCUCUGUUUGUUUGAGCAUCCCGACCAGCCCAGCAUAGCAACAUUGACUCAGCCAAGGGGCAUCCGUCCAAUGGAAGACGGGGGGAGUGUUUGGGAAACUUGUUUAGAAAAAGUCAUUAUUUUGUGAUUACAUUUGCUAGUUGUGAUAAAGUACACACUUCACCUUUAUGGAAACUUUUAUGAGACAAAUUAAGUCUAUCUUUGUGCACUUUCUGCUAUGAACUUUGAUAACCUCAGCCGUGAUUUUUUUUACCGCAACUGUGUAUCGCCUGUGAAUUAUGUAGAAAACUAAACGAGGACUCAUUUUUAUGAUUUGUUUCAAAAGCGUAUCCUUUAUCCUUAAUUAUAUCUGAUAAAUGUAGUAAAUUGAUAAUCAGCUAUGCAGUAAGAAGUACACAAACUGUGCCAUGACCACUGAGCCAGACAACAUCUAAAGGAUCCAUUGAGCUAGGAAUCAGUUUUCCUGUAAACCUGCAGGAAUCCUCAUCAGACCGUAAUCACUACAUUUAAAUAGGUUUUCUAAUUCUAUGUAUUUGUGGGGUUUUUCCCUCAUUUGACUCCCAUUUGUUGUGUUUUUUCAGAAUGAAUCACUUAAUUGUUUCACGUUUUUCAUUUUUCUUUGUGCAUUUUGACUUGAGUGGAAUGGACUCUCAUGAAGACAAUCAAAGUGUGAUUUGAACUGAAACUAUGAAGACACUAUAAAAAUGUCAAAUCUGUGAUUGUGUUAAAGAAAAACCACAUUGUAGUAUUACACAAAGUGGGCCAUGUUUAUGAGUAUUAACCAGUUAUUAUGUGAAAUAGUGACGUUUGAUCUCAAAUGAUUUCAUGUUUUCUUAUUGGUCGAUAACAACCGUACAACACCAUGUCUAUGUGUUUGGUAAGAGCAGUCAUUCAUUUUUUUCUCCACAUUAGCUCUGUUCCAAAACCUUGUGAACUGCCUAGACAGCAUUUUAAGCCAACCUAGAUGUUCUCCAGACGCAAGGCUGUUCUAAAAGGUUGGCAGCAACAUUAAAAACGUACAAUUUUCCCCAAUAUUUGUGUGUGCUAUGUAUUUUUAUGCUGAUUAGAGUCUGUCAUUAGCUUAGCCACAUGCUAACUCAAACUGGUAUCAAUUGUCGAGUCAAGUGUUUUGGAGCACUAUUUUUGUUUCCUACAGAGUUGCUGCCAAUGUUGAAAGUCCCAAAGUUACUUGUGAGGUUUCAUAACAGCUAUGAUGCUGCCUCAUGGGCUGUUCACACCGAAUGUGUUCUUGCACUAUAAAAGACUGCAGAGAACUCAUAUUGAUGUUCUUUUUAACCUGACACAACUCAGUGCUCCUGCGCGAAAUGUAAAAAAAAAAAAACAGCGAGACACGGCGCAGCGGUCAAAAACGUCCAUCUAGCUAAAAAAACGCAGAGAGGUGCAAAAAGGUUUUCGGUGUGAACGGUCCCUUAGAAGGACAACGGGGCAGCUCACUUAGUUUCGGAACAGAGUAGUUUUGGUGCAUUCAAGUCCUCCUGGGAAGUUAAUACUUACGGGGGCGGAAAUCGUAAAUAUGAUGUUCAAGUGAUUUUAGUCGGAAAGAACGGAUCUGUUUUGCAAUUUCAGAUUUCUUUCCCUCUUUUUCACUCACUAGCAAAGGCAGAAAGCUUUUUUGAACCAUUGCAACAAAAUGAAGAGUGAGGCCAUGCAUUAGGCGUGUUGUGCGGCCACAUAUAAUGAUGGAUAUAAUGUAGUUUUGUUGCAAACGCUUUUCGCUCCUUAAACCAGCUAAAUGAGUCUUAUUUCCGUAGUUUUAGCGUUAUUUAUCAUUAACAGUACAAAAAUGCAUACAAACCUAACUGCACACUUACAAUCCUCAAGUAAAACUAAAUUAUUACCAAAAACUAUUUGUAUCCACCAUGCCCCUCAACAUGCCCCCAAAUUGGGAAGUCAGGGCUUGAAGAAGAGUUUCCCACUAAUUCAUAUACGCUUAACUCGCAAAUACGAUCAUUCCGACAUGACUUGAAUGCACCAUUUCUCUCUUUUGCAUGUGUGCUGUCCAUCCAUCGCUCCGUUUGUCAACUUAUUGAACCCAGAAGCCCUUUAAACACCAGUCGCUGUCUGUGUUGUCAUGGAGACCUGUCCUUUAGAACUAAUCAACCUCGGUUCCGGUACAUUUCAGGUACACAUCUCAUUAGAUGGCUGUAGGUUUUAAAAACAAAACAAAGGACAGAGAUGUUAACGAUGUUAAACAAACUGCCUCAAUCAACCCUGUUCUUCAGGUUUAACUAGGUUCCAGCACUUUAAUAGUAAAGCAACAUAAUGUCACAAAAACAUGUUCAGGUCAUAUUUCACUUUAAAUCAAAUCACCAUUUGCUUCCUAAUUUUGAAGCAAAUAAAUGAAGCCUGUUGUAGUUUUGUGUGUGUGUGUGUGUGUUGUUACAUUAUUUUAAUAACAUUUAAGUACACUUCUCCCCAAAAUUGGCAUUACUGUAAUGUGCCAAGAUGUUUCACUCUUUUUUUGAAACAUUUUUUUUUUAACCCCUUUUCUCCCCAAUUUUGAAAUCCUCGUGGUGGCGCGGUUACUCACCUCAAUCCGGGUGGCGGAGGACAAGUCUCAGUUGCCUCCGCUUCUGAGACCAUCAAUCCACGCAUCUCAUCAUGUGACUCGUUGUGCAUGACACUGCAGAGACUCACAGCAUGUGGAGGCUCAUGCUACUCUCCGCGAUCCACUCACAACUUACCACUUGAGAGCGAGAACCACUAAUCGCGACCACGAGGAGGUUACCCCAUGUGACUACCCUCCCUAGCAACUGGGCCAAUUUGGUUGCUUAGGAGUCCUGGCUGGAGUCACUCAGCACGCCCUGGAUUUGAACUCGCGACUCCAGGGGUGGUAGCCAGCAUCAAUACUCGCUGAGCUACCCAAGCCCCAAGAUGUUUCCCUCUUGAAUAACUCAACUAUUAUUUUUAAAUGGGUAAUUCCCAUUAGAUGUUCAUUAGAUACUUUACACUCGAAAAUAUUUUUGCCUAUUUACACAUUUCAGUUUCAUUACAAAAUUCCAUCAAAUUAAAUAGUGUAAUGUCUAACAAAAUUUUAUUGAUAAAACGUAAAAUAUUGAUUGGUUUUUUUUUUUCACGGUAACACUUUACAAUAAAGUUCCAUUUGCUAACAAUAGUUAAUGCAUUAGGUAUCAUGAAUAAACAAUGAACAUAUAUAUUUUUUGCAGCAUUUAUGAAUCUUUGUUGAUGCUAGUUAAUAAAAAUACAAUUGUUCAUUGUUAGGUCAUGUUUGUUCAUAGUGCAUUAACUAAUGUUAACUAUACAGUACAUCCUUUGAUUUAAAAAAAUGUAUUAGCUAACAAAUGGAACCUUACUGUAAAGUGUUACCAAUUUUAUUUGAUUAAAUAUUAGUUAAUUCAGUUUGAUGGAAAUUUGGGUAACACUUUACAAUAGUUAACAUUAGUUAACAACUAGUUAACAUGAACUAACAGUGAACAAUACUUUUACAGCAUUUAUUAAUCUUAAUGUUAAUUUUAACAUAUACUAAUACAUUUAUAGAAUGAAACAUUGUAUUUGUUAUGAGCAGUUAAUGCACUAUGAAGUAACAUGAACUAACAAUGAACAACUGUUUUUAUUAACUAACAUUAACUAAGAAUAAUGAAUGCUGUAAAACAUAUAUUGUUAAUUGUUAGUUCAUGAUACCUAAUGCAUUAACUGAUGUUGACAAAUGGAACAUUAUUUUUAUUUCAACAUAAAAAAUUGAAAUGAGUAAAUCUUAAAAUUAUUUUUUUUUCAUGUAAUACAGUUUAACCGUAAAUAAAAUUGCUGUAAUACAUUUAAUUUUAUUUAAGAAGCACAACUUAAAGACAGUACAACAAAUACUACCAUGAUGCAUGAAUACUUUGCCAUUUUUUAUUUUUUAAAAACUGUUCUUAAAAUAGGUUUAAUUUGCUUUAAGCUAAAUAUAAUUUCUUAUUACUUUCUAUAAUCGGCUGAAAUAUAACCUGGACAUGUUCUUGAUAGGUUUAGUGAGACUCACUCAACUAGAUUGCAAGAUCUUCAGUACUGCGCAAAAAUGGUGACUGGUUAUGUUGACUUAAACAUGCUUGUUUGAGGAGUUAUUAAUUGUAGAUUAAUAGAGCUGAUUGUCUUUAUAGGAAAACAAUGACUCGUGCAUACCUCAGAAGUGUAUUUUACGGUUACGUGCUGACAUCGGUUGAACCCUGCGGUGCAUUUAAUGUGUGUGUUUAUUUGCCUGUGAUUCUCCUGCAGUGAUUGGCAGUGUAUGACUGCAGUGUAAAGUUUUGCAGCCUCAAAUCAAUCAUUCAUGUAUCGUUUCUCUACCUGAACAUGUAAUUUAUAGUGCUGAUCAUGACAAGCCCUGGAACUGGAUCCCUCAGUUUAUUGUACUGUCAUUUGAGUCACUGAGUUUAGAUGCAGAGGUUUUUACUUGUGCCAUGUUUUAUGAUGUGUGUGAGCUUGUACAUGCAUGAAAGACAGGAUGAGAGACAGAUGGACAGACAGACGGAUGGAUGGAUGGAUGGAUAGAUAGAUAGAUAGAAUGUGUGUAUGAUGGAAAGUCUUGCAGAAACUCAGGGAGUGUAGACGUUUUUUUUUUUUUUUUUUUGAUACACCUGCAUAUUAA
Myxocyprinus asiaticus (Chinese sucker) is the source of this 9073-nucleotide messenger RNA. Its product is annotated as monocarboxylate transporter 8-like. The record is from RefSeq and is a predicted model, not a curated record. The transcript has 7 exons. Gene Ontology annotation, biological process: transmembrane transport. Lineage: Eukaryota; Metazoa; Chordata; Actinopteri; Cypriniformes; Catostomidae. Bases 1439 to 3061 code for a protein of 540 amino acids. Gene Ontology annotation, molecular function: monocarboxylic acid transmembrane transporter activity; thyroid hormone transmembrane transporter activity.